Messenger RNA from Telopea speciosissima, 1312 nucleotides. RefSeq names its product transcription factor bHLH121. The transcript has 5 exons. Gene Ontology annotation, biological process: intracellular iron ion homeostasis. The coding region runs from base 71 to 1096 and encodes 341 amino acids. Gene Ontology annotation, molecular function: DNA-binding transcription factor activity; protein dimerization activity. NCBI's taxonomy places the organism in Eukaryota, Viridiplantae, Streptophyta, Magnoliopsida, Proteales, Proteaceae. The record is from RefSeq and is a predicted model, not a curated record.
CCCUUGUGUAUUCCGCGAGUCCGACUGUACGGAGAUUAUCUGGUGCCCUAAUCUUGCAGUUGCAGAGGUGAUGGAUCAGUGGAAGCCGGAGGGUUUCUGUCAAUCUAUUCAAACAGAUAUCACCGUCAGCGAUUUACAACAUUCCUCUCUAGAUCUUUGUAUGCCCUCUAAUGGAUUGCAUAACUCGCAGCCCGAUUCAAGCCAAAGGGCUGAAGUAGAAGUCAAGAACUCCAUUGCUGCAAGGAAAGUUCAGAAGGCAGACCGUGAAAAAUUGAGAAGGGAUCGGCUAAAUGAGCAGUUUCUAGAGUUGGGAAAUGCACUGGACCCUGAUAGGCCCAAGAACGAUAAGGCAACAAUCCUAACUGAUACAAGCCAAAUGCUGAAAGAUUUGACUGCCCAAGUCAACAAACUGAAAUCUGAGUAUGCAACACUAUCAGAAGAAUCACGAGAGUUAACCCAAGAAAAAAACGAGCUCAGGGAAGAGAAGGCAUCUAUAAAGUCUGAGAUUGACAACCUUAACGUACAGUAUCAGCAGAGACUUGGGGUAAUGUACCCUUGGGCCACUAUGGAUCCCUCAGUUGUCAUGGCACCACCUUCAUAUCCGUUCCCAGUGCCAGUUCCUGUUCCUCCAGGACCCAUUCCCAUGCACCCAUCUAUGCAGCUGUACCCCUUCUUUAGAAAUCAAAGUCCCGGGGCUGUUCCCAACCCCUGCUCAACUUAUGUUCCAUAUUCAUCGCCUGUUAAUCCUCAAACUGAACACCCAUCCACCCGAUAUGUUUCCCCCCAACAACAGCCUAGCAGUAGGUCUCACACUUCUAGCAAACAUGACUCCAGAAGCAAGUCGCCGGAUCGUCAAAGGGGCAGUAAUGUCGAAAGAAGUGAUGCUUCUAAUGAUGUAGCGACAGAUCUGGAGCUUAAGACACCUGGAUCCACAGCGGACCAGGAGAUUUCAUCUGGAGCAAGGAAAGGCAAGCAGUCGCAGAGGAAAGAAAGCAGUAUUACAGCUGGGAGCUGUUCAAGCAGAUGUUCUUCAUCAAAGGGUGUGCAAGAUAGCUCCUCCAAUAGUGUGGGUAAUGGACUGAAGGUAGAUAACUAAAGAACCUUCAGGUUGCUUCAAGCUUCAGCAUGUUGACCACUGACCUGUCUCAUGACAAUAUUCCCUCAUGUAGCAAAAGAGGAAUCUUUAGAUCAACCUGACCAGAUGGUCUUAAUCUGCCUUGUAACAGAAUGCAGAUGAUUGCUGAAGAAGACAAGGGGAUGUCAUUGAUUAUGAUAAUUUAAUUGUCAAUUUGAUGCAAGAGUCCCCUAAGAG